Molecule: messenger RNA, 804 nt
Organism: Carica papaya (papaya)
Lineage: Eukaryota; Viridiplantae; Streptophyta; Magnoliopsida; Brassicales; Caricaceae
Product: keratin-associated protein (DUF1218)
Source: RefSeq, a predicted model, not a curated record
GUCUUCUCUUCGGGUCAAUUUACGAUAUUCAAUUCUCUCUCCGUCAAAUCUCCAGAUCAGGUCGUCAAGAUGGCUCUCACCAUGAAACAGAUGUCACUGCUUGUGGCCGCUUUUGGUGUAUUGUCCUUCCUAUUAGGGGUAAUCGCAGAAAACAAGAAGCCUGCGUCUGGAACUCCCAUUCCUUUAAAAGAUUCGAUUAUAUGCAAGUAUCCAGGAGAUCCAACCGUAGUCUUGGGGUAUCUAUCUGUGGUAUUCCUGAUCGCUGCCACUGUGGUUGGAUAUAUAUCUCUGUUUUACCCAUACAAGGGAAAAUCUGUUCCACAGUCUGUUCUGUUCCGGAGUACUAGUUUCACCAUCUUCUUCAACAUUGCACUGAUAACUUCUGGAUUGGCAGCAUCACUGCUAUUGUGGCCAACCAUCACAGAGCAACUUCAUCUGACUCGCAAUGUUCACCGCAACCCCAAUACCGAUUGCCCCACAGCAAAAACUGGUCUUCUUGGUGGCGGCGCCUUUGUUUCUCUUGAUUCAGCUCUCUUCUGGCUAGUCGCUUUGAUGUUGGCUGACAAUGCCCGAGAAGACCAUUUCGAUGAAGAUUUACCCUCAACUCUCAAGACAACAACCAUAUGAUGAUUUAUUUUGACUAGGGCAAACCAAAUGAAAUGAAAAAAAAAUCUCUUGUGUGUAACACAUGUUAUCUCUAUGAUUUUCAGUAAGGAUUUUCUUAUCCAUGUUAAUGUAAUAGAAAUUAUUUUUCUGGCUUUUAAUUGUCUGUUUCCUGGUAUGUAUAGCAGAAGCUUGUUUUCA